Messenger RNA from Priapulus caudatus, 2941 nucleotides. Its product is annotated as acetylcholinesterase-like. The transcript has 4 exons. Gene Ontology annotation, molecular function: acetylcholinesterase activity. Gene Ontology annotation, biological process: choline metabolic process; acetylcholine catabolic process. Gene Ontology annotation, cellular component: plasma membrane. Lineage: Eukaryota; Metazoa; Priapulida; Priapulimorpha; Priapulimorphida; Priapulidae. The record is from RefSeq and is a predicted model, not a curated record. The coding region runs from base 350 to 2173 and encodes 607 amino acids.
GAACUAGAGGAGAGAGCGAGUAGAACGCAUGCACUCGUGUAGCGGCGUGCGCGACCAGCUGGUACGUACAUGCGUCUGCAUGCCCACAGUCACGCAGCGAAAGAGAAGAGAGAGGGAGAGAGGAAGCGAAAGAGAGAAAGCUUGUAGCUGUUUAGAGUAGUAUCACCGGAAGGCUUGUAGCGGUUUCUCAUCCCCACAGGAGUGAUUUCAGGACGGAUACGGUGUGAGCGAGGUGCCAAUCAGAUUGUUGGAGAUAGCCGAGGGGCUGCCGUCGAUGCGUCGCUGCUGUCAUCGGUACACAGAUCUCAUCAUCAAGUAAACAGAGACGACGAGCGAGCAGGCGUCAGCCAUGCAGCUACCACACAUCUCCGUACUCGGCUGGCUCUUCGUCCUCAUCUCCAACUCAGGUCUCAUCCUCAGUCAGUCGGAUCGGGAUAACACGCGGCGGACGACAGCCGGAAGCGUGCGCGGAUUCGUCCAGGAGAUCCUCGGCAAGCGCGUGAACACCUACUUCGGCAUUCCCUUCGCGAGACCGCCCGUCGGCGAGCUGCGCUUUCGCGAGCCGACGCCGCCGGAGCCGUGGCGCGGCGUGCGGCGCGCGACGACGCUGCCCAACUCCUGCGCGCAGGCGCACGAUCUCGCCUUCGGCAACUUCUCCGGCUCGAUGAUGUGGAACCCGAACACGAACGUCAGCGAGGACUGCCUCUAUCUGAACGUGUGGGCGCCCGCGCAGCGGCCCGGUAGCGGUGAGCUGCCCGUAAUCGUCUGGAUCUACGGCGGCGGCUACAUGUCUGGCACCUCCUCGCUUGACUUCUACAUGGCGCACAACCUCGCUGCGUUCGCCAAUAUCGUCGUCAUCUCGAUCCAGUACCGACUCGGCGCGUUUGGCUUUCUCUACCUCGGCACCGACGAGGCACCGGGCAACAUGGGCCUGCUCGAUCAGACGAUGGCGCUGCGCUGGAUCCGGGACAACGCGCGCGAGUUCGGCGGAGAUCCGGAUCGUGUGACGAUCAUCGGCGAGAGUGCCGGAUCGUCGAGCGUAUCGCACCUGCUGCUGUCGCCCGUGUCACGCGACCUCUUCAGCCAGGCGGUGAUGCAGAGCGCCGUCGCCACGAGUCCGUUCGCCUACAAGCCGCGGGAGGUGGCGCUGCAGCGCGCCGAGGCACUCGCCGAGGACGUCGGCUGCUUUGCGCCGGGAAACGUCAGCGACACGACGGCGUGUCUGCGACGCGUGCCGACGCGGGUUCUCAUAUCGAGACAGUACGCAGAGACGAUCAUCGAUGCGCGCGACCCGUUCUCCUACUUCCCGUUCACGCCGACGCUGGACGACUACUUCAUCCGGGAACCUCCGCAGGAUCUCGUCGACCGCGGCGACUUCAAGAAGACGAGGAUUCUCAUCGGCAGCAACAAGGACGAGGGCUCCUACUUCUUGCUCUACAGUCUGCCGAAACUGUUUCCGAAGAGCGAGCAUCUCGACAUAUCGCGAGAGCAGUACGCGCAGGGCACGACGCAGCUGUUCUCCGUGUACAGCGACGUCGUCGUCAAGAUGAUAGCACACGAGUACAGCCAGUGGCCCUACAACACGGCCAACAACGCGCAGUCUCUCAGCGAGAUGCUGGGAGACUACGAGUUCACCUGUCCCGUCAUUCGCUUCGCGGAAGCCUACGCGAAGGCCGGGCUCGCUGUGUACCAGUAUUACUUCACGCACCGAUCUGCAAACAACCCGUGGCCGACCUGGGGAGGUGUGAUGCACGGAUACGAGAUAGACUACAUACUGGGUCUACCGCUCGACAGUUGGCGAGACUACACGGAGAAGGAACGGAAUCUGAGCAUGACAACGAUGAAAUAUUUCAGCAAUUUCGUCAAAAGCGGCGAUCCGAACCGAGGCGACAUGGACGUGGCGACGCAGUGGCCUAAGCACACGAUCGACGAGCGAUACCACCAGGUGCUCAGUACAGGCUACCUCACGUGGGGCACAGCGCCGCGCAUGCGCCAAUGCGAUUUUUGGCGGGAAAUCGUGCCUUCCGUCAACGAGAUUGUAAUUCAGAAAACAGGUGGCCGGCUGUGUCCACGAACAGCAGGUACGAGCGCUCUCCGAGUCGGUGACGUCAGGCGUGUCGUCAUCGUCGCCGUGUGUAUACUUCUGGCCGCGGCAGGCGACAUAGGACAUUAGAUACGUGUACACACACAUGUACACGUGUGUGUAUGUCCGUUCGUGUACGUGUGUUGCUGCGUGCAUUAUCCUCGUAGUAGGCUCAAUAAACGUCUCUGGACAGACGCCUGACAAAGUGGCCAUGCUAAGCGAUGGUGGCGGCACCUAGUAGGGCGGCGCGACGGGCUGACCACACCGAUAAUCUCUGACGUUGAGAGAUGAGGCCAGAAAUGUGCGGUUCAUAAGUCAGCUGACAGCGCUCUCGUUUUAUUUGUUCUUCCCAGCAACACAUUAUUGUUGGGUCAAGUCAUCACCAAGGCGAGGCAAAGCCUUAUAAUUAUAUAACGCGUAAUUAUUGGUCAAGUUAAAACACGAACAAAAAAAACGCGAGCUAAAAAACGGCUAAGCUGCUUCUUCUCGAUAAAAAUGUUUAUAGAUGUUUUUUUAUAAUUCCAAUGUAAAACGUUCCAGUGUGGAACGCGUUUUAUUCCAUUGUGGAACGCAUUGUAAUCUGUUACGGAAUGCGUGCCAAUCCAUUGUGAAUAGCGUUUCGAUUGCGUUACGUAACGCGCGCCAUUUAAUAGUUGAAUUCAUUGGUUUCCAAGGUGGAACACCCGUACUCUUAUAUUGUGGAACACGUGGAUUUUAUCAUGGAACACGUGCAUAUUCUACUGUGGAAGGUGUCAAAAUAGCCCGAGCACCUGACUUUAGACUAGCAUAUUCGCGGGUAGACAGCUGAGCGCACAUCAUCCCCUACCCGCCGUACAUAUGGUAUCACACACUGCUAAA